Molecule: messenger RNA, 1521 nt
Organism: Aspergillus puulaauensis
Lineage: Eukaryota; Fungi; Ascomycota; Eurotiomycetes; Eurotiales; Aspergillaceae
Exons: 1
Coding region: 1-1521 (506 amino acids)
Source: RefSeq, a predicted model, not a curated record
AUGUCGGGAUACCGAACCAGACUGCAGUUUUGUAUUGCAGCUCUCAUUACAAACGCGGUUUCAUAUUCAUUCCCUCCAAAUGCAAAUCAUAUUUUCAACUCCAUCCACUCCUCUAUGCGACAAUGGGGAUCGUCGUUGAACCAUAAUGGCAUGUCCUUUUUCCUCGCUACGGUGCCGGAAGGGACGCAGCUUUACCACGGUGAUUGGCUCUCAGAUCCCGUCCAAGGGCCUGAAUGGCUGGCUUUUGAAGCCGAACACGCCCUUGUUUUUACUCACCCGUUUCCUCAUAAUCCUCCGCCUGGAGAUGGGGAACCGGGAGGUCCAGGACCUGGAAGACCAGGUCCGCCACCGCCAUUGCAAGACAAAUCGCAGCAGGUCAUGGGGAAGCCGACGCAGGCGGAGGCAGAAGACGGAUACCUGCACACAUAUGUGGCGGCCAGGGAUCUCCGUUUGCUGUACGUCGAUGGUAUGUCUGCCGGCAAGACGGCGAAUGGCACAAUGGAUACCCAGGACCGAAUUCUGUAUCAGGAUAAAUUGAAGGAUGAUAGAGGUGGCAUGUCGAACGAGCGAGAAGGAGCCCAAUUAUUCUGUCGCAUGGUUCAAGACAGGUGGAAUGGACGUUUGGACGGACUGCUUCGCAUGGAAGCAGGUUUUGAGAUCAUCCUAUGUGACUUUUCCAAUCUCGAGGUGCAGCAGGUGGCUCGCGUCCGACCAAGCGGAAACAAGCCAGGUGGUGAUAUUGGGAUGCACGCUGGGCGCAUGUGGCUUCCUGCAGUGGCAUCUCGGUACUGGAACAUUGGUGGAGAUAGGGUGGCCCUAAAUUACGACCACUUUGUGACUGCGUUUGACUACGGGUUGGAUUUGUUUGCGAACGGAAAGAAUGUUCACCCCCGACUGGAACAUAUUCCUGCAGAUGAGUUGGUGCCUAUGCAGCAGGACCUGGAUGCAUUGAUUAUGAACCAUGAUGCUAGCGGGCCAUCAGCUAACUGGCAAGCCGUGGCGGACAUGAUCGUGGAGCGCUACGGGGCCCGAUUACGGUUCCUGGUAUCGGGUCAGGCCUCGACGCUUCAGCAGCUGCAGGAUGAAAUCGAGGACAUGGUUACUCCAUUCAUUGACUAUGACCGACGCAACGCAUCCCUCGAGGUGGAGAGGUGCUCAAAGCAGUUUGUUAGAAGUUCAGUAUCCACCACGACUACCGCAGCCGACGCGGUGCUUUCAGUAUCGCGCACUGUCUGUGGGACGCUACUGGAAGCAUUUAGUUGCACAGAGUACGAUUCCGUCGUCGAUCAUGUCCAGAGUCUUAUGAACUAUCUCGCUUGGACUACAUGGAAAGACUGUAGCGGCUGCGGUGACCACGAAAUUUGCAUGAUCCCCAUGUGGCCGAUGGGCACUGUGGAUGACUAUAAUAAUCCCCAGUGCCGCGACUUUUCACAACCUAACGGUGACGGCCCAAGAUAUUGGGGUCCAGGGAGAGGGCCUCCUCCUCGCAAGGCUAAGCCCGCGCCUCCCCUUGCUCUAUGA